AUGCUGACACUCAAAGUUUUCAAGGAAGACGACAAACCAUUCAGCGUUCCGAUUGCAGAAGAUAGCUUCGAUACAUAUCACUUAGACCCGCCUCCGUACUUAGUGGAAACCACCAAGAGGGAACUUAAACAGUUAUACCGUGACAUGUCAUUGAUAAGACGUAUGGAGUUAGCUGCAGACGGUCUAUAUAAAGACAGGAAAAUCCGCGGUUUCUGCCAUCUAUCGACUGGACAAGAAGCAGUGGCUGUCGGUAUCGAGCAUGCGCUUACUAAACACGACAAGCUCAUAACCGCCUACCGCUCCCAUGGGUUUACCUUAAUGCGCGGAGGAACCGUCAAGUCUAUCAUUGGCGAGCUGCUUGGGCGAAGAGACGGUAUCUCCUAUGGCAAGGGUGGUUCGAUGCACAUGUUUUGCGAGAGCUUCUUUGGAGGAAAUGGGAUUGUUGGAGCCAGUGUACCACUAGGUACUGGAAUUGCCUUCGCUCAACAAUAUAAUGAUGCGAAUAACGUCACAAUCAACCUCUAUGGUGAUGGGGCAGCUAAUCAGGGCCAAGUUUUUGAAUCUUUCAAUAUGGCAAAGCUGUGGAAUCUACCUGUGAUAUUUGGUUGCGAGAACAAUAAAUACGGUAUGGGAACAUCUGUCGAAAGAGCAUCUGCAAUGACCGAAUACUACAAGCGUGGCCAAUUUAUACCAGGUUUGCGAAUUAAUGGGAUGGAUGUCCUUGCUGUUCUUUCCGCAGUCAGAUAUGGAAAGAAGUUCGCCCAAGCAGGAAAUGGACCCUUGGUCUACGAAUACCUCACAUACCGCUAUGCGGGCCACUCAAUGUCAGACCCAGGGAUUGCAUAUCGAAGCCGAGAGGAGCUGAAGGAGCAGCGUGCGAAUGAUCCGAUCUCUAGCCUGAAACAGAGGUUGAUUGAGUGGGGCGUAUUCUCGGAAGAGGAUGCGAAAUCGAUUGAUAAGGAAGUGCGAAGCAAGGUCAAUGAUGAAGUAGCUGAGGCCGAAAAGAUGCCGGAGCCAGAUACCAAACCCGAUAUCUUGUUUGAGGAUAUAUAUGUUCGUGGUAGCGAACCACGGCAACGGCGAGGAAGGACCAUUGAUGAAACCUUUUAUCUAGGUUAG
This is a messenger RNA of Aspergillus alliaceus, 1119 nucleotides long. RefSeq names its product putative pyruvate dehydrogenase E1 component alpha subunit. Lineage: Eukaryota; Fungi; Ascomycota; Eurotiomycetes; Eurotiales; Aspergillaceae. Gene Ontology annotation, molecular function: pyruvate dehydrogenase (acetyl-transferring) activity. Bases 1 to 1119 code for a protein of 372 amino acids. Gene Ontology annotation, cellular component: intracellular membrane-bounded organelle. The transcript has 3 exons. Gene Ontology annotation, biological process: pyruvate decarboxylation to acetyl-CoA. The record is from RefSeq and is a predicted model, not a curated record.